Molecule: messenger RNA, 2227 nt
Organism: Drosophila kikkawai
Lineage: Eukaryota; Metazoa; Arthropoda; Insecta; Diptera; Drosophilidae
Gene: Mks1
Product: Meckel syndrome, type 1
Biological process (GO): cilium assembly
Cellular component (GO): MKS complex
Source: RefSeq, a predicted model, not a curated record
GGACUUUCAAAAAUAAAAUCGAAAACAAAAGCGAAACGCCAGAAAAACAAAAAUAGGAACCAUGCAGAAGGUGAGGGACAUGAAGCGAACCGGCGUCUAUCGUGUGAGCGGCAACAUCGGGGACUUCCAGCUGGAGCUGAAGCUGCGCCACAUCAGCGAGUGGCUGCCGGUGCCCAGGUUCGAGUAUGCCGGCGCCCAGGCCAACGCCACCAGCGGCAGCGAACCCUACACGGAGGAGUCGGAGCCCUGGUCGGACUGCCGCAUCUAUCUGCCGCAGGGGGAGGACUCCUACGGCGUCGAGAACCGACUGGGCUACUACACCGGUUACUGCAACGUAGAGACGGGCGGCAGCCAGGUUGCUCGCUGGCGACGCAGAAGCCCCGCAAAGCAGAAGGCCCUAGAGGGGGAACCGGAGAAGGCGGGGGGCGUGGAAGAGAACCGACGGCGCAGGAGCUCCGCCUCCCAGAAGGUCCUAGAGGAUGAACCAGAGAAGGCACUGGGCGUGGAGGAGCAGGAGCAGCUUGGCAAUUGGAGCAUCCUCAGUGAGAGAAACAGUGGCAAUCCGGCCGGGGAUUUGUUUUACGAGCGGAACCGGGAGCUGUGCAACGGCCGCAUCGCCAGCAUACGGAUCGCCUGGCAGCAAAAGUACCUAAGCCACGCGGAGCUGGAACGCCACCUGCCGGAUCCCGGUGGCUGCGCCACCAAAUUGCAGCGACGUUACCACACCUGGGCACUGGAGACGUGGGAAGUGCAGCAGCGCCACCUCCAGAAGCUGGCACGGGCCAGGCAGGAACAGGAGCAGGAUGAGGACCAGGAUCAGGCCAGAGUGCGCCGCCGAAUGCGAAAAUCGCGACGCAGACAGUCCCAUCGUCCCAGCACCGCUGUGACUUUAGCUGAUGGUGGACCUCCAUCCACAGUCACGGCCCAGGGCCUGUCCUCGGCCAGCAUUUCGGAGGUCUCGUUCGACGAUCCGCACUUCGCGGCCAGGACCUGCCUCAUCCACACUCUGGUCGAUGGCGAUGCGGAGGAUCUGCUGCCGCCGGAAGCCCGGCAGCUGCAUCUCGAGGGUCAGCAGCUGAUGUACGUGUACGCGGAUCUCCCCAAGGACACUCUCCUAGUGAGCAUUCGCUACGAUCCCGGCCAGGGGCUGCUCUACGUGUACCCGGACUUCAGCAGCAGUGCCCGCGACCUGGACUACAUGGUGCAGAUCGAGCGGGACAAUGACUGUCGGCAGCUGUAUGCCUUUGGCUUCGAGAAUGCCACCCCGCUGGAGGGGCUGCUCGAGGAACAGCCGCAGCCAGAAGACGAGGAGCAGCAGGCUGACGAUGAGGCGGAAUAUGAGGACUCGAGGCAGGAGCUCCCGGAAGAUGCCACUGGGCUGGAGCUCGUUGAAUAUCACCACAUGCUGCGCCUGGUCGCCAGUGAGCUGCGUAACCCGGUGCAGUUCGAGGUGCCGCCAAAGCGUAUGAGGCGGGUGUGCCUGCUCCUGGAGCUGCAGACGGCCCAGCACUUCGAGAACGCCAACGUCCACGUGCGGUACUACAUCCAACCGCCGCCCAACACACUGAUGGAGGCCCCGGCCGGCGAGGAUGCGCUGUGCGGAGCCACGGCAACCUGCCGGAAUGCCGGCGACUGGCGACUGGCCAACCUGGGCCACUGCUGGCAACUGACGCUGCUCUGCGAGGAGCAACACCAGCCCGAGCAGCAGCUUCUGCACCUCUACUUUGAGGUGGUCAGCAUAGACAGCUGGCAGCGGGAGCGCAGCGAGGGCUAUGCCCACUACUCCCUGCCGCUGAUCUCGCCCCUGCCCACGGAGUCCAUUCGGCUGCAGUGCAUCCGGCCGCUGGGCAGCUGGCUGGACGCCCUCAAUCGUUACUUUAUUGGUGGUCGUCAACUUUUUGACUUUGUGUCCUACUUUGAUGUGCAGCAACGACCGGCGGAGAUCCAUUCCCGGUUGGAGUCGAAUGUCAGGAUGGCCAUGCGGAGCACGGGAUCGCUUUUGCUUCGGAUGCAGAAGCUUCAGCAGCGACAGAUCGACGGUGCCGGCCAUCUGUUCCAGCUGGGCGACAGCGAUGAUGCUGGCGGCAGCGGCAGCAGCAGCGACGAUGCGGAGGUCACGUCUCCUGAGGAUGCGACCAAAGCCACCACCUUGGAGGAGGUAAUGGCCGCCUACGUGGAGGCUCGCCAGCGGAUCGAGUCGCUGCUGCGCAGCAUUGCGGAUACAUGA